AUGAGUAACACGGCACAACGUUUAAAGUCGAGAGGAACCUCCUUCCUCAGACAAGUCAAGGAUAUUGGUAACAUUGCUGUUUCAUCUUUUGAUGAUAUCAAAAUGAGUAUGGCAAAGGCUACGAAUCAAGAUCCUGUUCCACCAAAGGAAAAACAUGUAAAGAAAUUAAUUCUCGCAACUGAAACUAACAGAGAACUAAAUAUGGUUGAAUUCGCAAAAGCAAUUUGUAGAAUUUACAGAAAAAGCAGUGACUGGCUAACGGCUUCUAAGGGAUUGCAGCUACUGCAUCGUAUUGUUCAAGAGGGCUCUACAGAAUUUUGUGAUGCAAUCGUUCAAAACGAUCCUGAGAAGCGUUUCAACAUGUCCAAAUUUAAGGACAGACAUACAAGUGAGGCUAUGGAUCAAUCCCCACUCGUAAAACAAUACUGUAGAUAUCUUGAGGAAAGAUUGAUUCUGUAUCGUAUUUAUCAACUCAAGUCGUUACUUCCUGAUAUGACAUUGGAUGCAUAUGUGUCAUCAAACGACAUGAAAGGAUGGUUGGACCUGACUGAAAGUUUGCUUAGAACUACAAAUGAGCUCCUUGAAUGUUAUGAAAUUGUGAAAGGAAAGAAAUCUAUUCUCGAGAAUGGAGCAGCUGUUGGAUGUUUCACUUUGUGUUUAGAUGAUAGCUUCGUUCUUUACAAGUUGUUGAGCGAUUGUGCAACCAAAAUUUUAGAUGAUUUCUACAAGAUUCCAUUAACCCUUGCUAAGAGAGGUCUCGAAGUUUAUGAGAAAUAUUGUGAUUCAGCCAAACGUUUGGAAAGCAUGUUCGAAUUUAGCAAAAAUGUAAAUCAAAUCUUCCUCAAGUCCAAACCACCUUCCUUAAAAUUCAAACCUGAAAGUGUUUUAGAACCAAUGAGAGAAUAUGUGGAAUCACAAGGUGGUACAAAGAGAAGGCUUAUUGACCAUGGAGAAGUCCCAACAACUGAUCUUUCGAGCAUCUUGUCGAAGAAUGAAUUAGAAAUGAUCAAACUGUCAACAGCAAAUGAAGAAGAUACCACUUCCUCAACAUCUAAACCUCGCUCUUCGAGUGUCAAGAAAAAUCCUUUCGGGUUGGAUGAACCACCAAAACAAACACCCAAGACAUCUCCUCGCAGAGGUAGUACUAAUACGAAUACUGCAACCACAAGUACCUCCAAUAACAAUGCUCCUGUGAGUUUGGAUGACUUACUUUCGUUUGAUACACCUCAAGCCAAUAAUCAACAACCAGCAAACAAUGGCAAUGCUUUUAACAAUAACAUCAAUCAGCCAAAUCGUCAAAAUGUCACUCAAAACAUCCUAAGUCAAUUUGACAACAAUAACAUGUAUUAUGGAGGUAAUAACUAUGGUGGAUAUGGAGGUGUUAAUAAUCAAUAUGGUGGAGUUGGAUUUUCAAACAAUCCCUAUGGAAAUAAUCCCUAUGGAAACAACCCAUACCAAAACAACCCUUAUGCCAACAACAGUAUGCCUUCUUACAAUAAUAACAUGCCCUAUGCAAAUAAUCCUUACCAAAACAAUCCUUAUGCCAACAACAACAUGCAAUAUCCAAACAACAACACCAAUCCUUACUCUCAACCACCUCGAGGCAACAACACUGGCAACAAUUUUUACUGA
Molecule: messenger RNA, 1632 nt
Organism: Naegleria fowleri
Lineage: Eukaryota; Heterolobosea; Eutetramitea; Acrasida; Naegleriidae
Exons: 3
Coding region: 1-1632 (543 amino acids)
Biological process (GO): clathrin coat assembly; vesicle budding from membrane; clathrin-dependent endocytosis
Cellular component (GO): clathrin-coated pit; clathrin-coated vesicle
Molecular function (GO): 1-phosphatidylinositol binding; phosphatidylinositol-4,5-bisphosphate binding; SNARE binding
Source: RefSeq, a predicted model, not a curated record